UGUUACACCGCCUUUAGAAUCUUUUUUUCCCUUUAUUUUCUCGAAACCAAAAAGGAAUUGGAGAAAAUAAAACAAAACAAAUAAAUAUAAAAGUACAGAAAAGCCCCAAAUAUUUUACCAACCCUAAUUUCUCACUCCGAAACAAACGUUCCUCAACACUUUCCCUCCGCUCCUCUUCUACUUUUUUCCUCUCUAUCCAAAAUACAAACAACUGUUUCCCUCAAGUCCCUAUAUCUCUCUCUGUUGUAUUUUCUUGUUCUUUCGUUUAUUGACCGUCCGAUCUGGGGGUAUUGGUUCAGAUCUGCGACGAGGAUUGUCGAUUCCGACGUCACGCGCCGAGAUCUGUGUGCACGCGCCUAGAUCAUUAUGGUUGUGAAUGGUAGGCCGAUGAAGAGGUUGAAGACGAGAGUAACGGCGGAUCUUAACGACUUCCUUACGUUCCCUAACGGCGAUGACGCCGUUAGUGGGCCGUUUAGGACGACGGUGAAGGCGUUUUUGUCGAAACACGCGCUGUUGCCACCGCCUUCUUCGCUGUUUCCGCACCUUCUGACGUGGCAGAUCGUCCUGCGUGUCGGUGAUCUCACUAACGGCGACGGUGACGGCGAUUCUUCUCCGUCAGUUGUUUGCCUUGAUGUUAUCGAAGAAGAUGUUGCUAGAUGUAGAUCCGUUUAUUGCGACCAGUGCCGAGUCGUUGGUUGGAGCAGUAAUCCAGUUUGUGCAAAGCGUUUCCACUUUGUUGUUAAGGCAGAUGGAAACUCAAUUGGUGGUUAUAACAAGUCCUGUCCUGGGUGCGGUGAAGCCCUUCACUUAUCCGAGUCUAGGUGUAAGUCAUGCAACCAUGUCAUGACCACAGAAGAUGUUGAAGAUUGGAUGUACCAUCAGUUAGAGGAUACCAGUCAUCUUCUGCAUGGUGUGAUCCAUGCCAAUGGCUAUGGACAUCUUCUCAGGGUAAACGGUAGAGAAGGUGGAUCCAGGGUGCUUUCUGGAAGUAAUAUAAUGAAUUUCUGGGAUAGGCUUUGUAAAGUUCUUGGAGCAAGAAAAAUCAGCGUGAUGGAUGUUUCAAAGAAGUAUGGUUUGGAGUUACGUCUACUACAUGCCAUCACAAAGGGUCAUCCAUGGUAUGGUGAAUGGGGUUAUCAGUUUGGCGCUGGUAGUUUUGGUCUGACUCAAGAUUCUUACAAACAGGCUGUAGAGAACCUUUCUUCUCUGCCCUUGACCAUCUUUCUAUCUCAAGGGCGGAAGCCUCGCACGCGUCUGCAGGACUUGAUUUCAUUUUAUCAGUCCUUGUCAGAGCGUGAGCUUGUAAAUAUUAGAGACCUUUUUCUUUUCUUAACUAGUUCAAUCCGUGAUACCCCCAAAUCUGGCUUGGGAGCCAAUGAUGCUACUUUUAAGAAGCGUAAAAUUUGCGACUCCAAGGUCUUAUGUGCAUGGACCAGUAGUGAUAUUUUACGUGUUGAAGAAGCAAUGUUUAGAGUACUACGGGCCGUCUCUGGGUCCAAUUGGGUGAGCUGGCGUGCUCUUAGAGGUGCUGUUUGUAAAGCUGGUUCUCCUGAACUCCUCGAUUAUUGCCUAAAGGAACUUCAUGGAAAACAAGCAGCUGAUGGAAUGGUUGUCAAUGCUCGCAGCGUUUCUGGUUCUGCCUCUAUGGAGUACAAACUUGAGCGCGGCAACCCAAUGGUUAAUGUGAAUACAAAUGAGAAUAGAUUGCCUUGCUCACCGAACUUCCCAUCUGAGGAACAUCUGCGUCGAGAUCUGAAGUACUUGUACGAGUGCAUGCUAAACCCACAGACAAUGUCUAAUUAUGUUCCAUUAACCAGAAGGGAAGUUGCAGUUAACUCUGCUACAACUGUUCUUGAUUGCAAGCAAUUCAUGAAGGAAUAUCAACCUGAAAGAUUCUUGCCUAUCCCAAAAUCAGAUGCAAUCCAGGUGCUAUGUGAGGUGGACAUCAUGGAACAAUCUGAUGCACAUUCCCGAAACCCUCCUCCAGAAUUAUUGAUUCUCCCCUCGGAUGCUACCAUAUCUGACUUGAAGGCGCAGGCAUCAAGGACAUUUCAAGAUGUAUACUUGAUGUUUAGAAGAUUCCAAGCUGAUGAGCUAGUUGGAUAUGGUGGGGUGAAAGAAUCUACUCAGGUCAAACUCCUCUUAGGAUCUGCUGAAUUUGUGACGGUCAGAGGAAAGUUUCUGGGGAAAAACGGGCUGAGUAGAUAUAGAAUGGAAAGGGGACUGGAGAGAUGGACUGUAGAUUGCUACUGUGGAGCAAAGGAUGAUGAUGGGGAAAGGAUGUUGGCUUGUGAUGUGUGCGGUGUUUGGCAGCACACCAGAUGUGCCGGGAUCCCUGACUUGGAUGCUGUUCCUGCUAGGUUCAUUUGUCUUAGGUGCAGGUGUGUUAGUCACACUGCGAACACCAGCGAUAGUUGCAAGGAUGAAUCAGGUGCUGGUGUGGGACUAGGGAAGAGCCUGGCUCAUGCAGUCUGAAGUGAGCGUGGGGGUAUUAGUAAUGGUGUAUAUGCUUUUUUCCGUUGUUUUUCAGGUCUGAGAGACUAUGUACAUACAGGGCAGACCUCGGGAAGAAAUAUCAUCAGCGCACUCUGGCGAGUUUUCCCUUGCUCUUUACGAGUUCCAUGACUUAUCCUUGUUU
Lycium ferocissimum is the source of this 2638-nucleotide messenger RNA. RefSeq names its product PHD finger protein At1g33420. The record is from RefSeq and is a predicted model, not a curated record. The coding region runs from base 367 to 2475 and encodes 702 amino acids. NCBI's taxonomy places the organism in Eukaryota, Viridiplantae, Streptophyta, Magnoliopsida, Solanales, Solanaceae. The transcript has 5 exons.